Daphnia pulex (common water flea) is the source of this 1589-nucleotide messenger RNA. RefSeq names its product trafficking protein particle complex subunit 13-like. Gene Ontology annotation, cellular component: TRAPPIII protein complex. Lineage: Eukaryota; Metazoa; Arthropoda; Branchiopoda; Diplostraca; Daphniidae. The transcript has 12 exons. The coding region runs from base 237 to 1490 and encodes 417 amino acids. The record is from RefSeq and is a predicted model, not a curated record.
CCGGAGUGAUGUGGCUUCGUGGAGUUACUGUAGUCUUGAGAACGGGCAACGGGGCCUAAUAAAUAGAGGAAGGGAAGUGAAAUCGUCUUUACUCUUUAGAAAACAUUCGGCUUCCGUUAAAAAUAAAAAAUAACAGCAGUUAUUCCUUUUAAAUAUUGCUGCGCUGUGUCGCCUGUGUGGGCUGUGGACAAUUUCCUUGUGUUUUAAAUUUAAUAAGUUUCCAUUAUCUACGUGCCAUGGAAACUAAAGCCGAUCAGAUUCUGUCGAUCAAAGUGAUGAGGUUGUCACGUCCAGUUUUUACACAACCUGGGCUUUUCCAUCCAGAACCUUGGGAUUUGGUCAGCACAAUUCUAUCCCAAGAAGAAAAUAAUGUUUUAAUAGAAGAUGCUGAUCAAACUCUGGAUAAGACCUUUUCUCCUAAAUUUGGAUUACUUCUACCUCAAAGCUUUGGUACUAUAUACUUAGGUGAAACUUUUCAAAGUUACCUUCGUGUUCAGAAUGUGGGCUCUUGCUUGGUUUCAAAUAUAUCCAUCAAGGCAGAUCUCCAGACAGCUGCACAAAGGCUUCCAUUAACAAAACGUAAUAAAGUGUCAAUUAACCAGCUUGAACCUCAGCAAUCAACUGAUGAUAUCCUAAGUCAUGAAAUAACAGAAAUUGGAACACACAUUUUAGUUUGUGAAGUAUCCUAUCAAAUUGGUGCAGGUGAACAGAUGACAUCUUCUCGCUACUACAAAUUUCAAGUUCUUAAACCUCUAGAUGUAAAAACUAAGUUCUACAAUGCAGAGGACUAUUACUCCGACGAUGUGUACUUAGAAGCCCAAAUUCAAAACACGACUGUCGACCGACCACUUUGCUUAGAUAAAGUCACAAUGGAACCUUCUACUCUGUUUGAAGUUUCAUCGCUUAAUGAAAUAUCAACGACCACUGGCACUCCUUGGUCCAAUAUGCCACAGCUCUUCGGAAAAUGUGUAAAUGUGGUUCAACCGGGUGAAAUCCGCCAAUACCUUCACUGUCUAAAGCCAAAGCAGAAUGUACGUGAUAACCACAGAAUGUUGAGAGGAGAGAGCAAUAUUGGGAAACUUGACUUAAUUUGGAGAACUGCUAUAGGAGACCGUGGACGAUUGCAAACCAGUCAGCUACAACGAAUGGUCCCCAAUUACGGUGAUGUACGCCUGACAAUCCAAGAGCUACCUAAUCCAGUAAAACUCCAUCGGCCAAUUAACUUUGUCUGCAAAAUAACGAACACCAGUGAAAGGCCGGUCGAACUAAGUUUGGUGUUGGAAAUCCGUUCAAAACCUACAGUACUUUGGACUGGUGUAUCUAAUCGGCCACUGAAGAAAAUUGAUCCUAAUCAUUCCACGGAAGUUUCCCUGAAACUUGUACCAGUGAUGCCAGGCUUGCAGAGUAUCUCUGGAUUAAAACUUAUCGAUUUAUUUCUCAAAAGAACAUAUGAUUAUCCAGAUAUCGCCCAAAUGCUGGUUAUCCCUUAACACCAGCGAUUCUGUUGUGAUUAAUUCUGUAUCUCAUGCUUGUUAUAUUUUUUACUUUCCUUUUUGUUUCCAAAUAAAGUGUAUACAUUCACGCUUGUA